This is a messenger RNA of Malaya genurostris, 542 nucleotides long. RefSeq names its product adult cuticle protein 1-like. Bases 53 to 424 code for a protein of 123 amino acids. NCBI's taxonomy places the organism in Eukaryota, Metazoa, Arthropoda, Insecta, Diptera, Culicidae. The transcript is spliced from 2 exons. The record is from RefSeq and is a predicted model, not a curated record.
ACAGCAUUUAAUCCACUAACAAGUGUAAACACAUAACCUUAAAACAAUAAUCAUGAAGUGCAUCGCAGCUGUAGUCAUGAUGGCCCUCGCCGUGGUUGUUGCCGAAGCUUCCUAUGCUCCUGCCGUCUAUGCCAAUCAUUACGGAUAUGCUGCUGCUCCGAUUGUGACCUACGCCGCUCAUAACACUUGGGAUAGCGCUCCGGUACCGGUGGCCUACAAUAGCUGGAAUGCUGUUCCAUACAACGGCUGGAAUUCGCACUACGCUCCUGCUGCCGUGGCUUAUCACGGUGCCGUUGUUGCUCCGGUUCCGUAUUCCGCUUCGUAUGUCGCUGCUAACCGAGGUGCCGUCCACAAGGCACCACUUCCUGGUCAUAUCAUCAACCAGAAGUCUUUGAACUUGGCUCCAGCUCCGGGAACACUGUAAUAAUAUUUUCGAUAGUUUAGGAGAAUUUAGAACCAACUACGCGCGCUUGAAAUGGGCUACACUUUUUGUAAAUGUUAACCAUGACAUUGUAAAUAAAGUCACAACCAAUUAGUACUUA